Messenger RNA from Pseudomassariella vexata, 520 nucleotides. RefSeq lists its product as uncharacterized. The transcript is spliced from 2 exons. The record is from RefSeq and is a predicted model, not a curated record. Bases 137 to 448 code for a protein of 103 amino acids. Lineage: Eukaryota; Fungi; Ascomycota; Sordariomycetes; Amphisphaeriales; Pseudomassariaceae.
AUCGCCUUAGAGAACGUACUUUGAAGUCAUAUUAUGAGCACGAGUGUUUGUAUCGUCUGCUUUCCUCGAAAGGAAAAAUAGAUUGGUGUACUAUUUGCCUCUGGCUCUUGCAUCCAUAGUAUUCAAAGCUGAAGACAUGGCGAAGCUCUACGAAGUAUUAACAAUAUGUUGCUUCGUUCUAGUGGCAAAAGCGCCCAUAUUCAGAAAGUUACGGCCAUACGUAUUGUAUUGCCGUAUUCUCAAGUAUCGUCAAGUCUUACCGGCAACUUGCCCCAGGAGAUCGAUAUCGUAUAAAGGGAAAAGGAAAAAAAGGGGCACAGGAAAAACACUAGGUAAAAUUUAUGAACUUUGCUUUAUCCAUCCAUAUUUAUCAAGUUCGUGUUUCGUCGUCUCCCAUUUUUCUGUCAACUUUGAUAGUUUAGAACGGUUGUUUGCUCCUUGGUGGUGAUUUCAUACUUGAGAAGGUAAUGGAAUCUGGAUAAUUUUGAUCUUCUACUUUGCUUGAUUUGGCGGAUGGGUG